AUGGACAACGCAACGCAAAGCACAUUCUGGAUUGACUCUAGUUUUGGUGCACGUCCAGUGCUGGGGAUCCUGCUCCGUUUCAUAGUUUUGAAAUACUUCUCGCAGUACUACAGUUUCUGCACGGUAGGCCAUGAUUUUCUUGAAAAUGUUUCGAUUGGUAAAAUUCAACUCACGGUCGACGAAGGCAGCCUGGAGGAAAAUCUGCAACGCGCCAUUGACAACGGAUGUCAGGCGUUUUUGGUGGACGAGCCGGGAAUAGUGCAGGUGCUCGACUUGUAUAUGCCCGUACACGACUUAUCGGAACAACGGUCGUUGGAUAAACGAUUGAUCCUGCUCGUGACCGAACGCAAUCAACAGGAAGUGUUCAACCGGGUGGUGACUCACGAGGCGUUGCGUGAGAUAAUAAACGUACUGAUAGUUGUGUACGACGACGAUAGGAGGGCCGCUUGUUGCUAUACAACUGAGGUUAAAUACUUUGGCGCACAUGAGCCUUUCAACAUAACACUCCGCCAGCUGCCGAUAAAUUGGAGCGACUGGGAAAGAGGGAUGUUUUUUCCCGACAAAUCAACGGAUCUUGAUGGAUACGUGCUCCGGAUGGCCACCUGCAACUAUCUCCCCUUUACCGGCUGGUGGCGAGUGGAUCCUGGACUUGGUAAUGCUUUCGAUUCUGUAACGGGAGAACGAUCGAUACUCCUGGAUGGUACUGAGCUGCUGCUUGUGGUGUCAUUUUGUGAACGGCGAAACUGUACCAUAUUAGCUUUACCAGACGACGAAAAUGAAUGGGGUGACGUCUAUCCCAAUGGAACUGGCAUCGGAAUCCUCGGUAGUGUUGCUGAACGACGCACGGAUAUCGCUCUCGCAGCCAUCUUCCUCUGGAACAAACCGUACAGCUUUAUCGCGUAUACAGCUUCGAUCAGUCGAUCGGGAGUAACAGUUCUAGUGCCCAAGCCUCGCAUGCUACCAUUCUGGCGUACACCGUUUCUUUCAUUCUCGUGGCCCCUUUGGACGGCCGUUAUUAUGACAUUCGUAGUUGGCAGCGGAGUAGCAUGGACUGCAGGCAAGAUCCGAUAUCGGUUGCUUCGAGUUAUAUCUGGGCAGGAGAUGCCCACGUCCGAGCAAUUACCCCUAAGCGAGGUGGUCCUUAUGAUGGUUGGGUUUUUCGUCGCCCAGUCCUCCCCGGUUCGGAGUGAUCUGUGGUCAUGUGUGUUUCUGUUUGCCUCCCUGCUGUUGGCCGGUUUCAUGGUGAGCAACCUGUACAGCGGCGGUCUGGCCAGUGUGAUGACCGUUCCACAGUACGAAAAGUCCAUCGACACCGUGGUAGACUUUGCCGCGAACGGUAUGUGGUGGUACGGACCGACACCUUACUGUACUGAGGAAAUUUUAAACGCCACUGAGCCUCAUUUGAAGCAAAUUCUGACCACCUUCAAGGUGGCCACACUGGAGGAAACGCAACGGCUUACCCGAGCUGGUGACAGUGCGUUCAUCAUCGAGCAGGCUCAGCAUGGGAACUUCGCUCCGAGCAACUUUCUUGACCGCGACACCUCAACCAUGUUCCAGGCACUUCGGGACGACAUCUACUUUCAGAACUGUGCCGCACUCAUGACCAAAACGAACCCAUUACGGGAGGUCCUAAAUGCGUACAUACUGCAGGUGCAACAGUCCGGGAUCCUGUACCACUGGGGAACCACGGUCGCCAUCCGCUACCUACCGACGGACGUGUUCCGCAAUAUCGAACAAGCGAGAUUACACCGGCACGCCGAUGGUGUAAUUGUGACCCUUAGAGUAGACCAUUUUUUAGGAGCCUUUUGCAUACUGGGCUUUGGAUUGCUGUGUGCCACUGUUGCUUUCGUUGGGGAACUUUGGGGCGCGGAAAUUGUGCGCCGUUUUGCAUAG
Molecule: messenger RNA, 1893 nt
Organism: Anopheles coustani
Lineage: Eukaryota; Metazoa; Arthropoda; Insecta; Diptera; Culicidae
Product: glutamate receptor ionotropic, delta-1-like
Exons: 5
Coding region: 1-1893 (630 amino acids)
Cellular component (GO): membrane
Molecular function (GO): ligand-gated monoatomic ion channel activity
Source: RefSeq, a predicted model, not a curated record